Molecule: messenger RNA, 1515 nt
Organism: Periophthalmus magnuspinnatus
Lineage: Eukaryota; Metazoa; Chordata; Actinopteri; Gobiiformes; Gobiidae
Gene: chrm3b
Product: cholinergic receptor, muscarinic 3b
Exons: 4
Coding region: 1-1515 (504 amino acids)
Biological process (GO): adenylate cyclase-activating adrenergic receptor signaling pathway
Cellular component (GO): plasma membrane
Molecular function (GO): G protein-coupled acetylcholine receptor activity
Source: RefSeq, a predicted model, not a curated record
AUGACCAGCAGCUUCAGUUUGGUGCCCCAGGCCUACCCCAGCCUUCCUGGUGAAACCGUAUCUGUCGGACCCUUGCCACUGGAUGUACGGGCUGCUGUGGGAGAAUGGAGCCAGUCUGAUCAGAGAGGGAACAUGAGUCAGCUGAACCACACUACAGCACCUGCCCCCCAAAAGUUUGACCCACUGGGUGGGCACACGGUCUGGCAGGUUAUAAUAAUAGUCUUCCUGACUGGCUCACUGUCCCUUGUCACGGUGGUGGGGAAUAUUCUUGUUCUGGUCUCAUUCAAAAUCAACAAAGCUCUGAAAACUGUGAAUAACUACUACCUCCUGAGCCUGGCCUUUGCAGACCUGACCAUCGGCACCCUCUCCAUGAACCUGUACACCACCUACAUCAUCAUGGACCAGUGGGCCCUGGGGCCUCUGGUGUGUGACGUGUGGCUCGCCAUUGACUAUGUGGCAAGCAAUGCGUCUGUUAUGAAUCUGCUGGUCAUCAGUUUUGACAGAUACUUCUCUGUGACUCGACCUUUGACCUACAUGGCCAAGCGUACCACAAAGCGGGCAAUGGUGAUGAUUUGCCUGGCUUGGUCCGUCUCCUUGGUGCUCUGGGCUCCAGCCAUCUUGUUUUGGCAGUACAUUGUGGGAGAGCGAACAGUACAGCCCACAGAGUGCUACAUACAGUUCCUCUCAGAACCCAUCAUCACCUUCUGCACAGCCAUUGCUGCCUUCUACCUCCCUGUGUGCAUCAUGAGCGUGCUCUUCUGGAGGAUCUACCAAGAAACGGAGAAGAGGGCCAAGGAUGUGCAGAGUCUGAAGGGCUCUGGGUCUGCUCCAAGACCCACACACACAGAAAGAGGUGUGCUGCGCCAGAUGAGCUCUCAGAGCUGCAGCAGUGUGGAGCUGAAUCAGACCCAGGAGGAGUCCAGACAGGGCAAUCCCAGGAGCAGUGUCCACUCUCUGAGGGCUUUCUGCUGCCCUAUAUCCCCCAAAAGGUCCUCCCAAGUCCUGAGAGGCGAUGAGCACAGCAGCACUGACACUGUCAACAGAGCGUCCACGGGGAGGGACACGCCCCGGCCUCCAGCAGCUCAACCAGACAAAACCAGGAGCCAAGAGAAACAGCCCUCUUUAGGGGUUCACAGUGCGCAGACACCCUCCAUCAGCAUAAAGGAAGCAACAGUAGCCAAACGUUUGGCGUCCAAGGCCAAGUGUGAGAUCAACAAACGCAAGAACGAGAAGAAGGCCAAUGAGAAGAAGGCAGCUAGGACUCUCAGUGCUAUCCUCCUGGCAUUUGUCACCACGUGGUUGCCAUACAACAUCAUGGUGCUGGUGAACACCUUCUGCCAGGACUGUAUACCUGACAGUCUGUGGGCCCUGGGCUACUGGCUUUGCUACGUCAACAGCACCAUCAACCCCAUGUGCUAUGCUCUGUGCAACAAGACCUUCAGGGACACCUUCAGGGACAUUCUGUUGUGUCAGUGGAGUCAGCGCAAGAAGGCCAGAGCUACCUUCCGCAGAUAG